AUGAAUUCAACAACGGGUUUGGAUCCGCCGGAGCUUCAAGCUUCAGAUAAACGCCAAAAUGUCACUGCUACCAAUGAAGGCGAGAAAGAGAAUGACUGCUUGACUACUGACUAUUCCCAGAUUGAUAAUCUUACGAAAGCGACUGCAAAGGCGACUCUCUUUGGCUACGUCAACCGAAAGCGCAAGCGCUGCUCAAUCCUCCCAGACACUGAUCCCCGAAAGAAAGUGCGAUUCGACAUUCAGACACGACUCUUUGCCGCUCGAGCAACUGAGAGAGAUAACGAAAACACAGAAUUGGAGUCCCUUAUCCAGCAAUUCAAAGAAACAUCAUUUUAG
Oikopleura dioica is the source of this 336-nucleotide messenger RNA. NCBI's taxonomy places the organism in Eukaryota, Metazoa, Chordata, Appendicularia, Copelata, Oikopleuridae. The record is from the annotation of a GenBank genome assembly.